Messenger RNA from Hordeum vulgare subsp. vulgare (domesticated barley), 1603 nucleotides. Its product is annotated as putative B3 domain-containing protein Os03g0621600. The record is from RefSeq and is a predicted model, not a curated record. The transcript has 6 exons. NCBI's taxonomy places the organism in Eukaryota, Viridiplantae, Streptophyta, Magnoliopsida, Poales, Poaceae. Gene Ontology annotation, molecular function: DNA binding. The coding region runs from base 5 to 1444 and encodes 479 amino acids.
UGCUAUGAUGGAAGAGGAGACGGCCUUAGGCUUUGAAUUCUUCUUAGUCGUGUUACCAAAUUCUUUGAAGAAGAUGAGGCUGCCGGACAAGUUUGCAAGGCUGCUCGACGGCCGUCGGCCCCGGGAACUGAAGCUGCGGGAGGCUGGGCGCCAGCGUCUCUUGUGGGUUAUGGAUGUAGUGUUCGACGCCGACGGCCACAUGUAUCUCGGGCGCGGAUGGGAGCAGUUCGCUCGUGCUCAUGACCUGCGGCUCGGACACUUCCUCAUCUUAAGCUACGAUGGCCACACCGUGCUCACCAUGAAGGUGUUCGACGGGAGCAUGUGCCGCAGGGACUACCAGCACCAUGAUGAUACCAGUACGCGCUUCUUUGUCUUCCUCUCAUUAUCAGAAGACAGUCUAUCUGUAGACAAUUCUGUGGAGUCAGCUAAUCUAAAGAAACUUUCGAAUAACUACGCCUUAUCAUCACAUUGCCGUCUUACAAAAGCGCAGAAGAUGAAAAUAAAUGCUGUUGUAAAAAAAAUUAAACCUAAAUUUAAAAUGCUAGUUGUACAGAUGAAGAAGUCAAACAUAAGACGGUAUACUCUGGAAAUACCUAAGGAUUAUGCUCUCAAGCAUUUUCCAUGUGAAGAUACAAGUAUAACACUCCAGCUGCCUAGGAAGAACAAAAAUUGGAAGUGCAAAUUGUAUGUCAGGCCAUCCGGUGUGGCUGGUGCUGGUCGGUGCAGCCUUUAUGUAGGCAAGUUUGUGCAUGACACUCAUGUUAGGGAGGGUGAUAUCUAUCUCUUUGAACCAAUGACUAAUGUUAAGCAGAGAAGAUAUGUAAUGACAGCCCAUCCACUGCACGAAGCGUGCAGUGAUCAUUCUGCUGGUGGAAGAACAAACAUUGGCUCAAAUCACAGAAGGACAUGCGCCAAAAUGGGUGACGUUAAGGACAAAACACCUACCGAUGGUGAAGAGUACUCUUCCAAACAUGAAGAGCUUGAAGUCUCCCAGGAUUCCGAGGAGACUCUCUUCAUGCUUGAUGACGGAGCUUAUCUAACACCAGCGCAGGAGAUGAAAUCUUUGGAGAAAGUUGAGGAGAUUAAGUUCAAACCACCUUUUUAUGUUGUUAUCAUGAGCAAGAGCACUGUCUGUCAGCGUGGCAGCCAAAACAAUCCCAUGCUACGCUUUGGUUCGCAGUACACGGCCAAGUAUUUUGGUGAGAAGUUUGCUGUCAGCCAUGAUCGUGGAAAGCACAGUGGAAUCUAUCUGCUGCUUCGGCUGGAGGGGAAAAUCAGAUCAUGGCCUACCAAGCUGCAGCAUAGCUCGCGAGGCUCGAAGGUUCUCAAAGGAUGGCCAUCUUUCGCCCGCGACAACCGGCUGCGAGAGGGGGACCUCUGCCUAUUUAAGCUGAUGAAGAACGAGGAGCCGCUGAUGAUGAUGGUCUACAUCGUUCGCCGCUAGAAAUGCUAUCCCAAAGCAUGUCUUGCAUGCUGCUGCUUCUACGAUGAACUUGAACAUGAAACUCUUAUUUAUAUCAUUAGACGAUUAUGUUGUUGGUUUCUUAGUUCUGUGAUAUCUUUGUUGAUUUGAGAGUAAUUUGGAUGGGUUAAGUUUGAACAA